Messenger RNA from Callorhinus ursinus (northern fur seal), 959 nucleotides. RefSeq names its product retinol dehydrogenase 8 (gene RDH8). The record is from RefSeq and is a predicted model, not a curated record. Gene Ontology annotation, molecular function: estradiol 17-beta-dehydrogenase [NAD(P)+] activity; all-trans-retinol dehydrogenase (NAD+) activity. Gene Ontology annotation, cellular component: cytosol; cytoplasm. Gene Ontology annotation, biological process: retinol metabolic process; estrogen biosynthetic process. Lineage: Eukaryota; Metazoa; Chordata; Mammalia; Carnivora; Otariidae.
CCAUCCAGGGAGGGAUCAACAUGGCCGACGCACCCCGGACUGUACUGAUUUCAGGCUGCUCCUCGGGAAUUGGCCUGGAGCUCGCAGUGCAGCUGGCUCAUGACCACAGGCAGCGCUACCAAGUGGUGGCCACCAUGAGGGACCUGGGAAAGAAGGGGACACUGGAGGAAGCUGCUGGGGACGCUCUGGGGCAGACCCUCACCGUGGCCCAGCUGGAUGUGUGCAGUGACGAGUCAGUGGCCCAGUGUCUCAGCUGCAUCCAGGGAGGGGAAGUGGAUGUGCUGGUGAAUAAUGCUGGAGUGGGCCUGGUGGGGCCCCUGGAGGGGAUCAGCCUAGCUGCCAUGCAGAACGUCUUUGAUACCAACUUUUUCGGGGCUGUCCGUCUGGUCAGAGCUGUCCUUCCUGGCAUGAAGAGAAGGCGAAAGGGCCACAUUGUGGUGGUCAGCAGUGUCAUGGGGCUGCAGGGUGUCGUGUUCAAUGAAGCUUAUGCAGCCUCCAAGUUCGCCCUGGAGGGAUUCUUCGAAAGUCUGGCUGUCCAGCUGCUGCAGUUCCACAUCUUCAUCACCCUGGUGGAACCUGGCCCGGUGGUCACUGAAUUUGAGGGGAAGCUCCUGGAGCAGUUUUCCACAGCCGAGUUCCCAGACACUGACCCCGACACCCUGCGCUACUUCCGGGAUUUCUACCUGCCCACCUCCAGGGAGCUCUUUCACUCUUUAGGACAGAGCCCACAGGAUGUGGCCCAGGUCAUUGUCAAGGUCAUCGGCUCAACCAGACCACCCCUGCGCCGACAGACCAAUGCCCGCUACACCCCGCUGGCUGCACUCAAGGCUGUGGACCCCUCAGGCAGCCUGUACGUGCGCGCCACCCACUGCCUACUCUUCCGCUGGACACGCCUUCUCAACCUUGGCCUUCGAUGUCUGGCCUGCGGCUGCCUCCGCUUCCGAAUAUGGCCCCGGUGA